UUUGUAACAUGCGCAGUAUCCGGAAAAAUUCGUCAAUAUAUGUUGAGAUGAGAAUAAUAUAAAAUUUCUAUUUGAAAUUUUGAAAAUAAGCUGUAGUUGCUAUAUAAUCUAGGGUUGAACACGCUAGCGACUUUCUGAUCAUUUCUGCAAUGUUUAAUUUCUCAUGGGUGCAAUUGCCUCGGUGCUACAGUGGCAUUGUGUCUCAUGUAGUUACAUUAAUCCAACAGAGAAAUUAAAAUGUAAUAGAUGUGGGAUACUCCGACAAAUUCAUAUAGAUAAAGAAGAAGCAAUUGAUCACAGCCCAGGUGUUUCAACUAUUACUAGAAAUUUUACUGAAGCUUCAAAUUUUACUGUGAUUAGAAAAUUUAUGUGCAAAGACAACAAGGGUUUUCAGAAAAAUUGCAAGGGGAAAAUUCCGGCAGAAAAAUGCUCAUUGAAUUUGAGAAAAACUGUGAUUAAAGCACUACCUCCUUUGAAUCGAAGCUCAUCAGUCGAGUAUUUGCAAAAAAAAUCAAUAAAUUCUUUGAGGAGAACACAAAGUUUGUAUAGCUUGAAUCAUUUUAUUUGCAACAAUUGCAAAGUGAUAUUCAAAUGUUCAACAUAUUUAUGUAUUUUAUGCAAUUCACAAUUGGCUGAAAUGAAUGUCACACAAUCACCUUGUAAAUAUUGUUCUUUAACACCAGUUGAAUAUCCCCAAAGCCACAGCAUUCAUAAAAAGAUUGACAUUUCACCCUUAGGAUGUCGGUGCAGACAAAAUAAGAAUAAAAUUGUCUCUUUAUCAAAUAUAGAGAGUUAUAGCUCUUCUAUAGUUAAAAAAAAAUGUGAACCAUCAAUAGAUAGUGAAAUACCAAAGAAUAUAAGAACUACAGCAAGUGGUAUCAACGACCAGCCAGGAAGUAACCCAAAUAAGUGGUCUCUGCAAAUUGGACUACCAGUCUCAACUUGGACUUGCAAUAGAUGCACUUUGCUUAAUAGUCCAAAUAUUUCGGUGUGUGAAGCAUGUGAAUCACCUUACACUCCAGAUUUGAACAGUAAUGUGACGAUGAGUCCCAGUGUUAUUAUCAAAGUUGAUAAUUGGACUGAUAAUAAGGCUCUUAGGAACCCUUCAGGACUGAUGAUGGAGGAAAGACCAAGUUAUAGGAGAUCCUUCUCGGAGCUGGGUUCUUCGAAAAAUUUCCAAUUCAACAUAAAUCGUCAUAGUUUAGAGAGUGAAUUGGCUCGAAUUACUUUUCCAAAGUAUAGCACAUCGAUGACCGACAUACAAGGAAGCCAUAAUUAUCCCGUUCCCGAUGUACUCUCUUCGGAAAAAAGCUGUUUUAAUUUGAAUAAAAGCUCUAGUGACUUAUGCGGAAAAAUACUCCGCAAUACUUCGCCAUCUCUGUAUGAUAACGUUGGUAAAUCUGAUAAAACGAACCAUGUUUAUCAAAACCAGAAAAUUAGUAAUGGACAAAGUAGUAAAAUGGAUUUUAACACAGAUCAGCAUAAUGAAAUUAUGCAAGCGCUUGAAAGAGGCUUGCCGAAUAUGUCGAAAAAUUGGUCGUUGAAAGAAAGAAAAUGGACUUGCCAAAUGUGUUCUUUUUCCUAUAAUAGUUUGGAUAACGAUCAAUGUGAAAUUUGUAAACACCAAAGGAGUAAACCUUCUUUGAAUCAACCAAGUACAAUAACCGUUACCGAAGACAGACCUACGGAGUUAUUUCUUUGGAAGGGUAAAGGCAAAGUGCCAUUAGCAACUCUUGACCAGGAUCUCGACGAAGAUUUUCUUUUUCCCAAUGGUGAAGGAACAAGCAACGAUCAAACUUGGACAUGUAAAAAAUGUACUCUUGUGAAUAACGCUAAAUCCUUGUGUUGUGAGGCUUGUUGCGGAUCAAAACUCAAAUCGAUAUCACUCAGUAAUGAUAUGACCUUAAGGAAGGGCGAAUUCUGGAGUUGCUCUCUAUGUACCCUGAAAAAUCCUCUAAGUUAUUUACACUGUUCAGUAUGCAAGGAACCCAGGAAACAUACAUCUUCGAGUAGUGUAUCACCAAACCAUAUGUUAGAAAAAAAAAAUUCCUAUCGGAUUGGAAGAAUGACUGAUAUAAAUUCCGAGCAUACAAGAGUAAAUUUGGAGUCUGACAAGGAUAUUGCGCCUCCAAGACCAGCUUCCCUUCAAUUCACGCCUUGGAGUUGCAAGUAUUGUACGUUUGAAAAUAAUAAGACUAAAAUGAUGUGUGAUAUGUGUCAGCAGAUGCGUCUAAAUUCCGAUACUAAUACAGAAGAAUUUCUACGGUUAAGCGAUGAAGAGAUCGCAGAUAAGCAUUGGAAUUACAUUGUAAGAUAUUGCCGAUCCAGGAAGCAGAGUUUUAUAGAUGACGCGUUCAGGCCUGGAAAUCAUAGUUUAUAUUAUUAUCCCUCUGAUACAAAUCCAACCCAUAUAGUUAAAUGGAAAAGAGUAAGAGACAUAAGUGUGGAUGACGGACCAGAAUCCGAUUUGCCUUGGGCUUUAUUUCGAAGACCACACAUAUCGGAUAUAUCACAGGGUAUUCUUGGAAACUGUUGGCUUCUGAGCGCUCUAACUGUAUUGGCAGAGAGAGAAGAACUGUUGAGGGCAAUUAUUAUUACUCGAGAUAUAUGCCCGCAAGGAGUGUAUCAAGUGAGGUUAUGUAAAGACGGACGAUGGAAAACUUUACUUCUGGAUGAUUAUUUCCCUUGCGACAAGAGAGGUCAUUUGUUGUAUUCUCAGGCUAAAAGAAGACAACUAUGGGUGCCUUUAAUCGAGAAGGCAGUUGCAAAAGUUCAUGGCUGUUAUGAAGCUCUCAUAUCUGGAAGGACGAUAGAGGGUUUGGCAACACUAACAGGUGCCCCCUGUGAGUCUAUUCCGCUUCAAGCUACACCGAAAUCCGAUGAAGAAUUGGAUACUGAUUUCAUUUGGGCACAAUUGCUCUCAUCAAGGGAGGCAAUGUUUCUAAUGGGUGCAUCCUGCGGAGGCGGAAAUAUGCGGGUAGAUGAACAAGAAUUUUAUAACAAAGGUUUAAGAACAAGGCAUGCUUAUUCACUCCUGGAUGUAGUGGACGUAAGAGACUAUAGGCUCUUGAAAUUAAGGAAUCCAUGGGGUCACUUUGUAUGGAAAGGUGACUGGUCAAAUAAUUCCAGCCUUUGGAGUCCUUUGCUCAGGGCUCAGUUGAUGCCGAAUGGGCCAGAGGAUGGAACGUUUUGGAUAUCAUUUGAAGAUAUGUUGAAAUACUUCGAUUCCAUAGAUAUAUGUAAAAUAAGGCCGACAUGGAAAGAAACAAGGUUGAAUGGUGUUUUACCACCAAUCGCAGAUCAGGAGUACCUUUCAUGUAUAUACGUCACCAUAUCGGAACCAACUGAAGUGGAUCUAACGCUUUUUCAAGAGGGGCAAAGAAAGAGUGAGAAAUCCCAACGUUCCCAGCUGGACUUAUGUGUAGGAAUAUUUAAAGCUACAUCCGAAAGUUCUAUAGGUCACUUAGUGGAGCACAGUAAACGGCAAGUUAGAGGAUUUGUAGGUUGCAAUAAAAUGCUAGAGCCUGGCAUGUAUUCAGUAAUACCCCUUGCUUUCAAUCAUUGGAAUACUGGCCUUGUUGACCCCAAUGCUUUUCCGAGGUAUGUUCUUUCUAUACAUAGCUCGAAGCCAGUUAUCGUGAAGAAAAAAGUUCCUUCGGAAUUUCUGCUAGCUGAUACCAUAAUUUCUUUAACAAUGGACAAGGGAACUCGCCAUCACGGAAGAGAUGGUAUGACUGCCUACUAUCUUACCAAGGGCUGGGCUGGUUUAGUAGUGGUGGUAGAAAAUAGACAUGAGAAUAAAUGGUUGCAUGUCAGAUGCAACUGCUGUGAAAGUUAUAAUGUUGUUUCUACUCGUGGAUCGCUGGAAGCUAUUGAUUCUAUACCCCCUAUGACAAGACAGGUUAUUAUAGUUCUGACGCAGUUAGAAGGCGUUGGAGGAUUUUCUAUAGCACAUAGACUUACUCAUCGAACUUCAAAUUCACCUACCCUAUAUGACUGGGGACCGGAAGGCAGAAGUCACAAUCCGGAACUCGAUUAUCAGACUAUUGGUUUACAUUCUCCCAGACCUAUAUCUAUAUAAUCAGUAUUCAUGGUUUCAGAAUAUUUGCUGCAAAAAUAUUCUGAGUGGUUCAAGAAUUUUAAUUUGAUUCAAUUCAUUCAUCGCAGAAGUAUAAUGAAUAUCACGAAUAUCAGUUAUUACUUCUCUAUUUAAACUCGACAUAUUCAAUUUCUUGAUGCACUGUGAAUAGAAAAUAGUUCCGUGAUAGAUGCAUCAAGAUACAAGGUGUUUCAGUGGUAAAGGGGCGGAAUCCUAGGCCGAACCCAAAAAUAUUCAUUUCCUAAGGUGUGUAUGAACUAAGGUAUGAACUGGUUGAAGAGAAUAGACGAACAUAUAUCAUCAAAAUAUAUGGGCUGGUUCAAAAGUUAUGGGUAAUGGAAUAAAUUGACUGUUGUGUUGUUACACUAUCUUGAUAACAAAGAGAGAUAGAACCUUUUAAUACAGAUUAUUCUGACUCACCUCAGUGUCCUCUAUUUACCCUUGGCUUUCGCCCAUCAACCAAUAAAUUACCUUGUAUAUUAGGAUGCCACUUUUAUAAAUAAUUUUCCGGUUUUAAUUUUUGUAUUACUCAUAUAUGAUGUGGAUGUUCUAGUUGUUAUUGAUUGUUGAUAAUAUUAUAGAUUAAUGGCUGAUUUUUACAUUCAAAAAAUAUUUUUUAAGAUUUGGUUAUAUUAAAAUUAUUUAAUUGAAUUUUGAAAGGUCUAUUCGGUUAUUUUACAGAAUGGAUGAAAGGGAUUUUCCCCAAUUUUUAUAUGUUCUUCUUCUGGCAUUGUGAUUCAAACAAUUCAUUGGGUUUCAAUAUUUUAGCUUUUACAAGCAAUCCACUUGAAAAAAAAAAAACAAUGUAAAAUCAUCUCACUUCUUUGAUAAAUUAUUCAUGGUAUGUAUGUUUUUAAUCGUUUUUACUGAAAAUAAAAGACAUUGUUUAUUA
Messenger RNA from Coccinella septempunctata (seven-spotted ladybird), 4991 nucleotides. RefSeq names its product calpain-D (gene sol). Gene Ontology annotation, cellular component: cytoplasm. The transcript has 16 exons. Bases 164 to 4081 code for a protein of 1305 amino acids. Gene Ontology annotation, molecular function: calcium-dependent cysteine-type endopeptidase activity. The record is from RefSeq and is a predicted model, not a curated record. NCBI's taxonomy places the organism in Eukaryota, Metazoa, Arthropoda, Insecta, Coleoptera, Coccinellidae. Gene Ontology annotation, biological process: proteolysis.